UCCAAGAAAAGAAGCAUCUAAAGAGUUCUUGAGUACAACGUCUUAGAUAAGAAAAUGUCAGUCCCAUUAUAACCUCUGAAAACCAAACACACACACACACAUUAUAAAAUCUCUUCUUCUCUGACAUAUAAUGGGGAAAACAAGCAAGUGGAUUCGAAAUUUCUUAACCGGAAAAAAAGAGAGAACAAAAGAAAAGAUUAAUCAGAGCGAGUGUGGAUUCACUUCUACGACACCAGGAACUCCUAAAGAGAAACGUCGAUGGAGUUUUAGACGUUCUUCUGCCACUGCACCACCAGCUUGUGCUUCUACCCUCAAAGAUUCAUCUCCACUGCCUCAGCCGCCACCUCCUCCACCGCCACAACCAUUUGUGUUGGACAGCGAAGAUGAGCAGAGCAAGAACGUUUCAGCCGCAGAGAUUGCAAUUGAUGUUGAAGAAUUUGCAGCAGUGAAGAUUCAAGCUUGCUUUCGUUCUCAUUUGGCGAGGAAAGCAUUAAGAGCGUUAAAAGGGUUGGUGAAACUACAAGCACUUGUGAGAGGUCAUUUAGUAAGGAAACAAGCAACGGCUACACUUAGAUGUAUGCAAGCAUUGAUUACACUUCAAGCCAAAGCUCGAGAACAGAGGAUUCGUAUGAUCGGAGAUUCACCAACAAACACCACAAAUCUAAGAACAUCGAUUCAUAAAACCCGGAUCCAUAACAUUUACCACGAGAAUGAAGAAAACAUCAAGAUUGUGGAAAUGGACACUCAGUCUAAAUUUUACUCUUCAGCUCCUUCUGCUAUAACAGAUAUGAGUCCUCGAGCGUAUAGUAGCCAUUUCGAGGACUGUAACUCGUUCAACACAGCACAAAGCAGUCCUCAGUGUUCCAGAUUCAGAGAGUAUUACAAUGGAGAUUCUUUGUCUUCUUACGAUUACCCUCUCUUCCCAAAUUACAUGGCCAAUACUCAGUCUUCUAAAGCCAAGGCUCGGUCUCAGAGUGCGCCUAAGCAGAGACCUCCUGAGAUCUAUGAGAAGCAGCCUAGCGGGAGGAGAAGAUCUUCGAUGGAAGCACCGAGGAACGGUGUCCCCAGAGCUGUAAGGAUGCAGAGAUCUUCAUCUCAGUUAGGCAAAGAAAGUCAAAGUCAUCAUCAUCAUCAUCCGUGGAUGGCAAUUAAGCUCGAUAGAUCUAACAUUUCUCUUAUGGAGAGUGAAUGCGGAUCUACCAGUACAAUUAUGACCAACAGCAACUACGGCAGACAUGUUAAUGUGAGUCUGUAAACGUUACUUGUUUCCAAGAAAUAUUUUACUUGAGGUUAAUCUUAUGUUUAUUGCUCUCUCGUUCUUGUCUAUGUGUUGUUUUGUUUAUUUCUUUCUUUUUUUAGUUGUGUUGUUGAAGGCUCAGGGGAACAUGUACUGAAAAGUGUGAUUUAGAAACUAGUAAGUGAUUUGAUUGCUGGAAGAAAUAAGACAAACUUAGUAA
Messenger RNA from Brassica oleracea var. oleracea, 1457 nucleotides. RefSeq lists its product as uncharacterized. Lineage: Eukaryota; Viridiplantae; Streptophyta; Magnoliopsida; Brassicales; Brassicaceae. The coding region runs from base 131 to 1255 and encodes 374 amino acids. The transcript is spliced from 3 exons. Gene Ontology annotation, molecular function: protein binding. The record is from RefSeq and is a predicted model, not a curated record.